This is a messenger RNA of Ustilago hordei, 870 nucleotides long. RefSeq lists its product as uncharacterized. The transcript is spliced from 2 exons. The record is from RefSeq and is a predicted model, not a curated record. The coding region runs from base 1 to 870 and encodes 289 amino acids. NCBI's taxonomy places the organism in Eukaryota, Fungi, Basidiomycota, Ustilaginomycetes, Ustilaginales, Ustilaginaceae.
AUGACCAACACUUCUCCCCGAAAGAGCAGCGCCUUUGCACCCUUCGCAGCAGUGGAGAUCCCCUUCUCUUCCAUUCCCGCCGCUGGGACACCCGAAUAUGCCGAGUUUGUCGCCCACUACCUUUCCUCUGCAUUUGCUUUCGUUCGCGGCACUCCAGAAUGGAACAAGACCAAGGCCUUCAACACCGACAUCGGCGGCAAUGUCCAAUGCAAGAUCCUUCCAAGUCAAGUUCAACAACUCGCAAAGAAAGGCUGGCAUCUGCGCGAGUCCCAACACGGCCCCGAAUAUGGCUUGACAUUCGAGGACUUUAGAAGGUACCUACGAUUUCAGCACCCUACCUUCGAGAGACAGUACAUCCAAGACAUUACCUUGGUCGAGUGCGUCCACAAGGUCAAGAAGGAUGAAACCGAGAUUUGGCACAAUGCUUACAGAGACUUUGUCCAGAUGCUUCUCACCAUCGACCUUCCACCUCAUCCUGAGCCAUUCUCCGAAGCACACCAAGCCGCCACUCUCGCUUGGGUCCGUGACCCUAGCCGCACCAUCGACCCUCCUUCCGCCUCCACCGAACCUGCGUAUCGCUCCUUCUUAGUCCUCCAAAUCCCUAUCUCCCACCCCGACUAUCCACAAAAGCUACCCAAAGUUCGCGCGGUCUACUCGUCCUUCGAAGCUGUAUUUGAAGCUCCGGCUGCAGAUGAGCAAGGAGCAAAGGCGGUGAACUGGAAGAUGGCCGUUCAAUCAGACACGAGAGGAAGGAUUCCAACAAUGAUGCAAGAGAUGGCUAUGCCCGGUGAGAUCGCACACGACGUUCACGCCUUUAUCGGUUGGGCGAACAAGUACAAGGCUGAGAACCCCCCUGCGGCUAACAACUGA